AUGGGUUUAAAGAUAUCUCGCACACAACGGCUGAGUGCAGUCAUUGCUAUUUCCACAUCUUUCUUCAUCGCCGAGAUCUCGGUGGGCUUUUAUACACAUUCGCUCGCUCUUAUAGCGGAUGCUUUCCAUUAUCUGAACGAUCUAAUCGGGUUUAUCAUCGCACUUAUCGCCGUCGUUGUCGCAAACAAACGCACUCCUCCCAAAGCCUUAACAUACGGAUGGCAGCGUGCGGAGCUUCUCGGCGCGUUCUUCAAUGGAGUCCUCCUUUUCGGUCUGGGAAUCAGCGUUUUUCUACAAUCUAUUGAGAGGUUCAUCUCGUUGCAACCGGUCGAGAACCCAAAGUUGGUUCUUAUCAUUGGCUCUAUCGGCUUGGGGCUGAACAUUAUCAGUGUUCUAUUCUUGCAUGAGCAUGACCAUGGACACGAUCAUAGCCAUGGUCACAGCCACGACGAUCAUGGUACCGCCAACGAAGCUGACCUGCGUGCAAAUACGCAUUCUCACCCCUUGCCGAAUGAAAUGCACGUUCACCACAAACACCAGACCAAUGCCGCCUCUGCCUCAGCCCACCGACCCGGUCACGACCUCGCUAUUAUGGGAGUUCUAAUUCAUGUCCUCGGUGAUGCAGGCAACAACCUCGGUGUUAUGGCCGCCGCGCUGGUUAUCUGGCUCGCCGAUUACGGUGGAAGAUACUAUGCCGAUCCGGCAGCUAGUAUGGGCAUCGCAUUGAUGAUCUUUGCUUCCUCUAUACCUCUUAUCAAACGCGCGGGUCUGGUUCUGCUACAAAGUGCCCCUGGGGAAGUUGACCCGGAUGAUGUAAAGCAUGAUCUGGAAAGGAUACCCGGUGUUCGCGCCAUUCACGAGCUUCAUAUCUGGCGUUUGAACCAGGCCAAAUCUCUCGCGUCAGCCCACAUUCUCCUAACGGACGAGGCAAAAGAUAACUUCAGUUCUCUGGCUAAAACGAUCAACGAGUGUUUCCAUGCAUAUGGUAUUCAUUCAGUCACGCUGCAACCAGAGGUGUGGUCAGACCAGAAGGGGUUCGUUGCCACUCCGGCGGGAAAUGGUACUGAUACGACCUCCGUGCAAUCGGUGAGACCGGGUGUAUCAGAGCGAGAUUGUCAACUUGUUUGCGGGAAGCUGUGCGAAGAUCUUUUAUGCUGCUAA
Messenger RNA from Aspergillus melleus, 1161 nucleotides. RefSeq names its product cation diffusion facilitator family transporter. Gene Ontology annotation, biological process: intracellular zinc ion homeostasis; zinc ion transmembrane transport. The transcript is spliced from 9 exons. The coding region runs from base 1 to 1161 and encodes 386 amino acids. Gene Ontology annotation, molecular function: zinc ion transmembrane transporter activity. The record is from RefSeq and is a predicted model, not a curated record. Gene Ontology annotation, cellular component: membrane. Lineage: Eukaryota; Fungi; Ascomycota; Eurotiomycetes; Eurotiales; Aspergillaceae.